Anguilla anguilla (European eel) is the source of this 1844-nucleotide messenger RNA. Its product is annotated as cold shock domain-containing protein C2-like. The record is from RefSeq and is a predicted model, not a curated record. The transcript has 4 exons. Gene Ontology annotation, biological process: regulation of mRNA stability. NCBI's taxonomy places the organism in Eukaryota, Metazoa, Chordata, Actinopteri, Anguilliformes, Anguillidae. Gene Ontology annotation, molecular function: mRNA 3'-UTR binding. Gene Ontology annotation, cellular component: cytoplasm. Bases 401 to 862 code for a protein of 153 amino acids.
CUUCUCUCCUCGCUUACGUUAGUCGUGUGUGCCUUUACGCACACCCACUCGCCCAAUCGCCACAGACUGCGCGGAGUCCCGUGCAGUCACACAGCACGACCCUAAGAUAGGGAUAUUCCAUUCGUCUGCUGGGAUUUAUUCGAGUUAUAUAUUUAUUAAUAUUACAUAACAGGCGCUGGCAUGACAUGCACUUCCGUCAUUCGACAGAACGGGUAAUAUUUUACGGAAGUACUGUGCUCACAUUCUCUUGAAAGGACGUCCAGGCAGCCAGUUCACCACCCAGUUGUAACCACUUCAGCCGCUACAGACGUGAGGCCCCACGACAGUACUGAGAGUAGCCCUCACAACGGUUCUGACGGGCACCCCCCGGCAGUAGCCACAAGGCAGUAGCCCCGCGGCGAUGGAAGAACCGAGCGUGUCCCCCACCCCCGAGCCCCGGCUGCAGUCCCCCCGCAGUGGCUCCUUCUCCUUCCCCUUCCCGAGGGAGGGCAGCCACGUGUGGGAGAAGGGCCCCCACCACCUGCUCGGCGAUCUGCCCAGCCCCCUACCCACCAAGCGCACACGCACCUACUCUGCCACAGCCAGGGCCAUUUCAGGACCUGUUUUCAAGGGCGUCUGCAAAAACUUCUGUAGGUCGCAGGGUCAUGGCUUCAUCCGGCCGUCCAAUGGCGGAGAGGACAUCUUCGUCCACAUCUCCGACAUUGAGGGGGAGUAUGUGCCUGUGGAAGGGGAUGAGGUCACCUACAAGGUUUGCCCCAUACCUCCCAAGAACCUGAAGAUGCAGGCUGUGGAGGUGAUCAUCACUCAUCUGAACCCAGGGACGAAGCAUGAGACCUGGUCUGGAGAGAUAAUGCGCUCCUAGGCCUCGACUCUGGCCUACGACUGCGGUACGCGGGAGAAUGGCGGGAAGUAGAAUAGACUGCAUGCACCUGUGUGUGUGUGGAUGUGUGAGUGUGUGUGAGCGCGUGUGUGGCGCGGAGUUAAGAACGGAUAAAAGUAGAGAAGUGAAAACUGGUAUAUAGAUGAUGAAGUAUCACUGGAAGUUUAAUGAGAAGGAUGGAUGGUGAGUUUAUGAAGGAGAAGAGAAGAAAGAGAGGUACAGGAGAGGGUGCAGAAAGUUCUAAAGUAGGUGAAAAAGAGAGGGAGACAAAGCGCACAGGAGGGUCAUGGAUGCUAGCUUUGAUUCUAAAAAAUUUUAUCAGUACCUGUCUUUUUAUUUUGGCCUUUAUUUAUUUGGUUAUUUUCAAUCUCAAGUAUUGAUUUAGCAUUUUGUUUGAGUUUAUGCUUUGGUGCUUUUAUACUGUUGGAUCUGGGUGUUGUAGUCAACUGACUAAAAGAAGCCUUUGGAGUUCCAGUAUAAGUACUGCCAAAUUCACUACAACUACCAUAGAUCAAGUUUCAGGUUAUUCAGAGCAGACAAUAUAGCAUUUCAGUCUAUUGUAAAUUACUGGUGUUUAAUAGGGUAUAGAAUAUUAUUUAAAUUCUUAGCCCCUUUUAUAUUGUGAAAGAAACAUUUUGUUUCAAUCACAAAUUUUAAAAAAUUGCAUUUGAAAUAUUUUUUUAUUAAACCAAUACUCAGAUCACUUAAAAUACAAUAUCAUUGCUGCACCACGUUUUCACAUCAUUUACCAUAUCAGAACAUUUUCUAUGCAUUUUUUCUAACUUUAAUUCAUUUUUGUAAUUAUUUUAAGAAAUGUUUUUGACAGUAAAAAAUGCUGUUUUGCUUUAUUAAACAAGCAUUCUGUUCCUUUUUUUAACAAUUGUUUUCUGGUCAAAUCACUGAGUGUUGAAAGGUCAUUAUGACGACAAAUUGGAAUGACAAAUAAAAAGUGAUGAUUCCCAGA